CGUUAAUAAAAAUAUCCUUUCGGAAAAUUUUCAUUCAAUUCUUUUUAUUUCAGUGUUACACUGGAAAGGCUGUAACAAUGUCAGACUCCGAAAAGAAUGAAAAUUGCACAAUGGAGACUGAACGUAUUGGUUCCGAGAGCUUGGGCCAGCAUAAUGACAUGAGUAAUAGUGGACUUAAUAUGAAUGAGAGUCAAGACUUUCAUCUUGUAGACUUUGAUGACGAUGGUUCUUCAGGUAAAGAAAUGUCUGUAAAAGUAAUGUCUUCCUCUUUAACUGAUAACAUAGAGACUGUAGGGAGUGUGCCUGAAACUAUAGCAGUGGAAAGCAAACCAUCUGAUUCUGAUGGCGAUGCUGCUAAUAUUUCAAGAGAAGAAAAUAUGAAAGAAGCAGAGUUGCUUGAAACAGUGGAAAAAGAAAAAAUAAGCAACGAUAACAGUACCUGCCAAAGUGAAGAUAAACCUGUUGAAGAAGAUGAGGAGAUAAUACAAUGCACACCACCAGAAGAUCAUUCACCAGCAAAACAGCUGGUUCCUAGCAAUACAGGAAUAACAAGCCUAAAACGUAAAGCAGGAUCCUUCGAUGAACCACCAAAAAAGAUUUUAAGAACAAUUUCCAUUGAAGAUACAUCGAUGCCAGAGGAGAAAGAAUUUCAGGAAGAAGAGAGUCAAUUAUUCCAGUCUGACAACACUCGACAGGACUUUUCCAAAAAUUGUGUUGAUACUAAUGUAAUAAUUGCAGAAACUCAAGAUACCCUAGAGGACGAUGUUAUGGAAACCACAAUGGACAAGUCUGUUACAGAUGAGGAGCAGGCCAAGGAUCAGGAUAAAAAUCAUUUAGAAUCGCAGGUGAAGGAAAUAGAUAAAAAUGAAAAUUUUAAUAAUACAUUGAAACUGAACGAAGCUGUUACGAGUAGAGAAGUUAAUGAAAACACAGAAACUAGCGAUACGAAAGAAGAAAGUGCAAUUACAACAGAGAAAACAGUAUCGGAUAAAAACAAUACAAGUCCAGAUGGUUUAAAGCCAACUGAAGACUCAAACAUCUGUGUACUAGUUGAUGAAACAGCACAGACUGAGAAAGCAGGAGAAAAAGAAAAUGGUAUUGAAUCUACAACACAUACCAGUUUAGGAGACAAAAUUAAUGAAACUGAAGACAUAUCAGUUUCUAGGAAACCAUCAAAUGAAUCUCAUUCCAAUGUAAGUAAAUCCAGGAACAGCAUAGAACUCAUAUAUGAUCGAACCGCUGUUCAUGAUAAUAAAACAAAGCCAAAGGAGUUGGUAGAGAUUGAUGAAGAUGGAGAAAAAAUUGUAUUGGAUUCGUCCGAAGAAGAAUCUGAUUUGAAAACAGACAGUAAGAAUGCUUUGGAUAAUACAAAGGCUGAAACAGUAUACAAAAGUUGCUACGAUAGUAAAAGCAGUAGCGACUUCAGUUACAAAUCAGUAGAAACGACUAAGGAGUCGUCCCUUGAUACUGUUAAAACUGGUAGCAAGCUUGUUAACGGAAGCAGUGAAUCCAAGAAAUGCGAUUCAGACAGUACAGCCAGUCUGCAAUCCGAUACUUUUAGCGAUAUGCCAAUCGUGCUUGACAAAGCAGACAACAAUGUUUCAAUGCCUGUGCAUAAUACGAACAGGCAAAUCAAACCAAUCGCUUCUGUGUCCAAGGAUAGCGAUCAUGCUGAUCUAUUGAGCGUAAGCGAAAAUGAAUCUGAUGUUUUUAUAGUGGACGAUAAAAGUAAAUCGACCUCGACGCACAGUAGUUCUAUGACAAAGACUUUCCAGAUGGAAAAAGAAAUCUGUGUAUAUGUUAGAGUGAAAUGUUUAUUACAAGUUGAUGAAGGUACAAAAGAAUUUCUGCGCAAGGAGAUCACUGGUGUGCAGUGUGAAGCUGUUGCAGAGCCUACAUUAAUACGACAGAAAAAUAACGAUACUUCUGCUUCUUUGGCAGAUAUCUCUGGAAACGACAAUAAAGAUGCAUCGCCCGGAUCGAUAAACAGUAAUCCACAGUUAUACCCAUUAAACCCAUCUAGGCUUUCAUUUGCAUCAACUAUCAGCUCUUUAAGUUCUGUUUCUAGUGCUGCGUCAUUAGCAGCUAAGUUAGCAAUAAGAGAUAGUACGCACUUUCCUUUACCAAGAGGACCUGCGAAACACGCAAAGAAACACGUUCAAGACAUGCAGUCAUUGAAUGAUAAGCAAGCGACAGACGAUGCAUAUGAUCGUCUAACUAAGGAAUGGCAGAAUAGUCAUCUCCUGACAACGAGUGUUUUAAAUUUUGUAAACUCCGAACUCAGUGGUAUCGAUACGUCCAAUGUUAGUAACGAACGGAUAGACGAUCAGAUACAGAAAAUUCGAUCCUCUACACCAGAGGUCCCUCAAGAAGUCGUUCAAGUACAAACUCCUAAAAGCUCUAAGAAAAGUAAAGCUGUAAAAAGGCCACGGAACAAGAGCACAAAAUCAGAUAAUCAUUCUAAUGGAUUGAAUAAGGUUUUAACUAAAACAGAAUCUGUUGACAGUGAUUCCGUAGAUGCUUCAAUGAAACCAUUAUCGCAAGUGGAUGACCUAAUUGGGAAUGAUGUGUUCGCUAAAUGGUCCGAUAACAAUUAUUAUCCCGGUACAGUUAUCGAUAAAGUAAAAACAAAAUAUAAAGUAAGCUUCUAUGAUGGUAAGAGUAAAGUGCUCAUAGAGGACUUUAUCAUAACUAUACCGAAAACAUUAAGGGAAGGUUUGUCUGUCUACGCUACCACGAAAAAUGAUGACUACGGAUCCUGUGGUAUAAUUGUUGAUGUACACAUUGUAAAUAAUGAAGUACAUUAUACAGUGGAAACAGACGAAGGAGAAAAAGUUAAAGUUCAAGUGAAAGAUAUCUUUUUGUCCUCUGAUCAAGCUCAGGUGCUGAAAGAAGAAGUAAACUCGGGAAAUAAAAGUCUUCCAUCUACACCCAAGCAUUUAAGUCAAGUGUCAUUAGACAAUAUGGUCGAUGGUAAAAGGCGUUCUCGGCGAAUCGGGACCCCUGUUUUUUCAACACCCAAGUCCAAAUUAACGAACACACCUACAGGUAGAAACAUAGCGGAACCGUCUGUUUCCGGUGUAGCAUCUGCAGUUAAAAAAGAAAUGAAAACAGUCUCCGAAAGUGAUGGUCUUUCCAGUGACUCGAAUCUUUCCAUAAAGGAUGAAAUAUCAUCCAUUGGUGUGCAACCAGAGAUAAUUGGAACUCCCUACGAACAAUUUGUGAAAGGACCACAGAAUCGUAUUAAAAGCAAGUCCAGAAGUAAGAAAAAAGUAGACGAUGAACAGACUAUCGCAACCCUGGGUCCAAUACCAAAUAAGGAUUCAAAUUUAUUUAAAGGCAUGUCCUUCAUUCUUACCUGUGCACCUUUAGAGACACUUGAUCGAUACCAAUCUGACAUCAAAGAUUCCAGUUCGGAUCCAGGUACAGAAAACGAAGAAGAAUGGUCCAAGAAGCCUUUCGUGAGAGAUAGAUUAAACACGCAAAUAAUAGCUGGUGGUGGGAAAGUUUAUACGGAUUUCAAUGAGAUCCCACAGGAAGAGUACAAAAGUACAAAGCUGAUAACAAACGUGCCAAACACAACUGCGAAGACUCUGUUGUGUCUUUCAGUUGGUAUACCGACGUAUAAUCAUAAUUGGAUAAUAAGGUGCUGUCAAGAGGCAAGUGUUACAGCUGAGGAUGGAUUACCCGCAGGAUGGAGUUUGGACAAGAAAUCAUACGUUGAAAUGUUCGAAAGAUCUAGUAACAAGCCAUUGGCUGAAGUUAUGAUAAUAAUUCCAAAUAUAGAAUCUGAGAAAUUGUUUACCACAUUUUGGCAGCAGAUUUGUGAGAACGCGGGUGCUGCUGUUCUGUUGGCAGAUAAACCAGAUACAAUGGAAAGUUCUGUGGAAGGAACAGUGGUAAUUCUUACAAACAGAUCGUCCCCAUUGUGGGUGGUAGAAAAGGCGAAUGAAUUGCAAGUUCCGCUGCUUUCCACAGCAUGGGUUGUUCAGUGUUUGAUAGAAGGAAAACUAUGUCGAUACGAUACGCAACAACGUUAUAAAUAUAAUUAUAUACAGAAUUAGGUACACUUAACUAUCGAAACCGUAACUUUUAAGUUUAACGACAGGUGAGAACCUGCAUUUUA
Messenger RNA from Dufourea novaeangliae, 4126 nucleotides. RefSeq lists its product as uncharacterized. NCBI's taxonomy places the organism in Eukaryota, Metazoa, Arthropoda, Insecta, Hymenoptera, Halictidae. Gene Ontology annotation, biological process: DNA damage checkpoint signaling; positive regulation of transcription by RNA polymerase II. The record is from RefSeq and is a predicted model, not a curated record. Gene Ontology annotation, cellular component: nucleus. Gene Ontology annotation, molecular function: histone binding.